Molecule: messenger RNA, 3248 nt
Organism: Symsagittifera roscoffensis
Lineage: Eukaryota; Metazoa; Xenacoelomorpha; Acoela; Convolutidae
Product: mitogen-activated protein kinase kinase kinase kinase 3-like
Exons: 20
Coding region: 191-3001 (936 amino acids)
Biological process (GO): regulation of MAPK cascade; protein phosphorylation; intracellular signal transduction
Molecular function (GO): ATP binding; MAP kinase kinase kinase kinase activity
Source: RefSeq, a predicted model, not a curated record
CGAAUGCUUAGAACAAGUAGAAAUCAAAGAUGCUAAAUGUUUUCAAAUGGAGCUGCGCAAUAUUUGUAGAUCAGAAGCUGUAGAUUUAUGUCACCACGCCUUUGACUUCGAACAACCUGAAAAACACAGAAACUCAUUCAAAGCAGUGGGGUCAACUGUCGUAUUGCAGGUAGUUAUCUAGAGAAGAAGUAUGGCAGCCGGUGGUCAUCCCAGAGGCCGUGGUCUGAUGGAGGCCCCUAGAUUAGACAGUCAUAUAAGGAGGGAGAAUCCACAGAGGUUGUACAAUAUUGUCGAGCUGAUAGGUUCAGGCAGCUAUGGACAGGUGUACACGGGACACAGUAAACAAGAUACCUCGACCGAGGUUGCACUGAAGCGGAUGAUGGUGAAGGAUGCGAAUGAACUAGCUCAUCUGCAAAUGGAGAUCACUCUUCUGUACCAGCUGGACCACCCAAACAUUGUCAGAUACUAUGACUCAUUCUACCACAACCGGUGUUUGUGGUUGAUCAUGGAGCUGUGCAGCUACGACUCCCUCCAGGAUAUCUACAACCAAAAGAAGAAUGCGUUCAAUGAAGAGCAAAUUGCAUUUGUAAUGCGUGAAAUGUUCGAGGCUGUCAACUACAUACACAGGCAACAUGUCAUGCACAGAGACAUCAAAGGUGCGAACAUUCUGCUGACUCAGAAAGGAGACGUGAAGCUGGCUGACUUCGGAGUGUCCGUGCAGACUUCUUCCACUUUGGACAGAACAAAGACUCUCAUAGGCACACCUUAUUGGAUGGCCCCGGAGAUGGCAUCAGCCGACAAUAGAAACUACACGUACUCGAACAAAUGUGACAUAUGGGCUCUGGGCAUUGUAGCUCUGGAGCUGGCUCAUGGACAACCUCCUAACUACAACUACGAACCCAAACAGUACUUGAACGUUCUAAAAGGACGCCGCUUCAAAGCACCAAAAUUGAGCAGUCAGCGAACUUGGAGCGGAGAUUUCUACCACUUCAUCAGCUGGACCCUAACCCAGAACGCCUCGAAACGACCCACUGCCGAAGAAGUGCUCCGGGAAUCAGACUUCCUGCGCAAAGAGGGUCUGGGUCCGUCUCUCAUGCGCAUUUUUCUACGGAAGCCAACUGAUAGUCAAGGCGGGGAUGCAGAAGGUGAUGAGUUGAACACGUCGACGCAGAGGCUCCAGCCCGAUGAAGACGAAAAGGUCAUUAAAUCGAAGAGCAAGGCUGAUACUUCAGGUCACGCAAUCCACGCACCCAGUCAGGAGUUCAGCCACCUGUCUCAAGUAUGGCCCAACUCCAGCUCAGAGUCCAUACCCGAGGAGCCAGACAAACAAGGUGUAAGCAACCACGACGAAAAGAAGCAAAGACCCUCGGUGCCUCCUCCCGAUGGUCCAGCUCCAUUGGCGCCCUCAGACUCGAUGUACGUCAAUGUCUCUGGUACUGCCCCUUUUCUCGGUGGAUCGGAAGUCAAACAAGGGCCAGCUCCGAUCGCCAGAGGAGAUACCAAUACCGCCGACUACGAGAACGUGUCACCUACCAUACGCAGUGAUCCAAACGCAAACCCGAAUGGGCAAACAAAGCCAGCUGCAGAAGGAGACAAGAAUAAUGAAGCAAAAUCAAUUUUAGAAUACGACCGUACACUUAGACCCUUAGAUGCACAGUCACGGUCACGUGAAAACAUCCAAGAAAGCGAAUCGAGAGAAACUCCGAAGAAGCCAGCCCCGAAGUCGCCCCAAGUAGCCCCAUUCUCCCGGUCAAAUGAUUCCCCCAAUGCUCCGUCAACACCAGCGUCUCCACAACACUAUUCACAUGGAUUAGCCGCUGAGGCAGCAUCUUCACCCAAUAAUGAAAUAGCGCGACGAGAAGAUGGAGUCUCGCCAGAAAAAGCAAAGCAGCAACUUUCAGGAAAACCGGUUGUUCCCGAAGUUUUAAUGGGUGCUAUGUUCUCCAAAGUGUUCGAUAGUGUGUCCUUCUCCAGUUACUGUGCAGUCACAUGGGUGAACCCAGAGACCAAAUCUGAGUACAUUUUGAUUGCUUCUGACAAUGGGGUCUACAGUCUGGAUGUGGAACAAGUCUACAUUGCGGAGCCAGAACUCAGGCAAAUCUACUCGUCACGUACCACUUGGAUGCAAGUGCAUGAGAACCAGCUCAUCUCCAUUUCGGGCACGAGGAAGACCUAUGUGUGUCAACACGACUUGGCCGCCCUCUAUACCACCAACAGGACCCUGAUGCGAGGAGUGUCCAGUAUGAUUGCAUCGCGCAUAGGACUGGCCAAGACUCAGAAGAUACAUGCUACCAGAGGCUGCCUUAAAUGCUGCCUCACGAAGACCUUUAACGAUACCUACUUCAUGUGCACACAACAAGUGGACAGAUUCAUCCUGUUUCAGUGGUAUGAGAACAAGUUCAAAGAGCUACAUAGCAUCCGGUUGGAAGACGCGUUCGAUCGACCACUGUCAGUUAUGACACUUCUUAUCACAGACAAAACAGACUACCCCUACUUGUGUUACGACGUUGAAGAAAACCCCGAUAAUCCGAACCAUUAUGACGUGAAAGUGCUGAAUUUGGACAACAUUACGCAGACCUUAGGAUCCACGCAUAGGCUUGAAAUCAAUGCUAGAAGACCUGCUACCAAGUGUGUGGUGAAAGUGCGACAGCUAGAAAAGGACACUUUACUUAUCUGUUUUCCUGACUACGUGCGAAUCACCAAUCUGGAAGGGAAGCUGAAGUCUACGAGGAAGAGGGCCGUCAAGCUUAACUUCGAGGGCAUUCGCAUUAAAGACAUAGUUGUGCUCGACAGCUCUGUCCUCGCAUUUCACGAUCACGGAAUGAUUGGCAAAAGCUUCGAGACGUCACAGACUACCCAGAAUAUUUGCGACUACAGUCAGACAUAUAGACUGCUCGACAGCUCCGGUCUGAUAGUUGUCGAAAGUCUAACAGGAAAUAUUGGAGACCACGACCGAAAAAGACACAUACACGUUGUGGCGGGGCAUAAAAACUCCCUCUGACAAAUAGAGGCAAAACUGAAUUGUAUUUUUUGACUCUGGCAGAAAUCAAAGCUCAUUCAUUUUCGACUCAUUUAUCAACUUCAGUCACCUCCACGUCUUAAUGCAACGCAAAUUUUUUGAGCAAAUUUAUUUUCUAUUCCAGAAUUGAGUAAGUUUCUACCGCUAGUUUUCAAAGCAGACAGUUUAUGCUAUUAUUAUUCUGAUGGAGCUUUUGGAUGCUUUGAAUUUAAUUUAAUUUUGAACUAAA